This is a messenger RNA of Cucurbitaria berberidis CBS 394.84, 1125 nucleotides long. Its product is annotated as MRP-L47-domain-containing protein. The record is from RefSeq and is a predicted model, not a curated record. Gene Ontology annotation, molecular function: structural constituent of ribosome. Gene Ontology annotation, biological process: mitochondrial translation. Bases 21 to 779 code for a protein of 252 amino acids. The transcript is spliced from 3 exons. NCBI's taxonomy places the organism in Eukaryota, Fungi, Ascomycota, Dothideomycetes, Pleosporales, Cucurbitariaceae. Gene Ontology annotation, cellular component: mitochondrial large ribosomal subunit; mitochondrial ribosome.
AUCUGCAACACAGCCCGACAAUGGCUGCCAUACCGUCCUCACGAAUACUGCGACCCGGUCUAUCCUCCAAGAACCCGGAUGCCCUGCUCUCAUUCUUGGUCCCGUCCAUCCAAUGCAUGCGCAAUGCGCCCGUAGCACGAUUCUCGACAUCACCAGCACUAUGCAAGAAAGAUAACAACAAGACCCGAGGCCUUUCAGCCGUAAGAAACACAGGCCUUCGACCGAGACAAACACUGUCUGUGAAGAACAAAGAUUUCGAGAAUCAGCAAUUACCGAAGCCCGUCAAGAUCGAGAACAAGGUGACGGGCACACCAGACCAUGGCCUGUGGGACUUUUUCAAGGAUCAACAGCUGCUACAGACACCAGUCGAGGAACAGCGACACGGGAGGGCGUGGACGGUCGGCGAGCUGCGCAGCCGAGAUUGGGACUCACUGCACCAGUUGUGGUGGGUCUGCGUAAAGGAGCGAAACCGCCUAGCGACCGAAAAGAUCGAGCGCAAACGACUAGAAGCCGGCUAUGGUGACCUCGAAAGUACCCACCGCGACAGGACAGUGCAGGAGACCAUGAAGGCAAUUCUGGACACACUGGCGGAAAGGCAAAUCGCCUAUCAGGAAGCACUUGAGCUUGCAAAGCGCGAUCCGAGCAUUGAUCUCAGUCGGACAGACGGACCGCAAUACACACAGGAGCCAUAUGAUCCACUAGAGUCAGAAGAAGCGCCAUACGAUGCACAGCCGGAGCCCGCAGUCGAGGAACCCGCGAAAGCCAAAACACUUGCAUAACUGAACAGAAGCCGGAGGAGAAGGUGAACGCAUAGAAGCGUAGAUAGGGACACAUUCAAAUGGACGGUAGCCUGCGACGCACCGGGUAGUGCAGGAGCAUCAUUGUAUGAUCGUAGCGUGUAGAUUUGUACAUUAUGUCGCAUAUCAGAUGGCAAGCGGAAAACUAGAGCUGGCAGCAUUUGUUUGAUGUAGCGAAUCGUUUGUAGGGCUUCACAAGUCGGAUAACUUAACAGCCUUUGAAUCUUGAUGGGGUCAAAAAUUAGGAUGAAAUCCUUGCACCCUAGGUGUGCUCGAAACGCUAUAUGUUAUGAAAUAAUGCACAAAGGUCGGACGAGUCUCAUACGCC